AUGCCAGCGGUCACAUCAAGAAAGGGAAAGUCUCGUGCUGCUCCUGUGGAAGAGGAGAAAACCCAAGCAGCUAUGCCUUUGGGAAAGCAGCUCGCUCAUACCGAUAAAAAGAUUCGUGAUAGAGCCAUCGCCAAUCUUGUAGCAUUUCUGUCACAGGCCGGAGACACGGAAGGAGAAUCGAGCUCUUAUGUCCGUCUUGAUGACCUGGAAAUGGCCAAACUUUGGAAAGGACUGUUCUACUGCUUUUGGAUGUCCGACAAACCAUUAGUGCAGCAGGCUCUUGCAGGAGACCUGGCCGAAUUAUUAUUGCAGAUCAAACCUCGAACAGCAUCCCCUCAGGAUCAGUUCGAAGCUAGUCUGGCAUUUUUAGAAGGGUUCUGGGAUGCUAUAGUAAGAGAAUGGGCAGGUAUCGAUAGGUUGAGAAUGGACAAAUAUUACCUCCUCAUGAGGCGGUAUGUCAAUGCAACUUUUAGACUGCUCGCGAGAGAGAAAUGGGACAAAAAUGCGGUAGAAGCUGUAAAUAGGAUUUUGAGCAAGAACGGUGGCCCAAUGACCUGGGAGGAUCGUAAAGUCCCUACGUCCAUCGCUACUCAUCUUUCCGAUAUAUAUCUUGAUGAGCUGAACAAAGCACUGGCUCUUCCUGAAGUCGACUCCCAGCCUGCAUGUCCCUUAGUUGCCGUUCUAGAACCUCACAUUACACUUCUCACCCGCACCACCACCUCUACCGUUCACACUCGACUCAUGGCGUCGAUAUUCACCCCGUUAUUGGAAUCUCUCACCCUUGCUUCCCCUUCACUCGCUCUUGAACGUGACGCAGAACGUCCCCCCAAACGAACGAAAAAAGAUGAGCCAAUGUACGCUCAUAUUGUUAUGCAUUCCUGCACUGGUCAGGAAGGGCGAGUUGAGCGGUCAAGCGCUAGCGCUUUGAGGAGAGGUCUGCUGAAGAGAAUGUUUGAGGCUGCUGCAGAUGGAAAGACUGGAGAGAGUAAUAGGAGAAAAGUAUAUACGGUAUGGCGGGAGGAAGGUGGAGAUGACGACGAUGACGAGGACGACGAAUGA
Messenger RNA from Kwoniella shivajii, 1059 nucleotides. RefSeq lists its product as uncharacterized. The record is from RefSeq and is a predicted model, not a curated record. The coding region runs from base 1 to 1059 and encodes 352 amino acids. The transcript is spliced from 6 exons. Gene Ontology annotation, biological process: rRNA processing. Gene Ontology annotation, cellular component: preribosome, small subunit precursor; nucleus. NCBI's taxonomy places the organism in Eukaryota, Fungi, Basidiomycota, Tremellomycetes, Tremellales, Cryptococcaceae.